Molecule: messenger RNA, 851 nt
Organism: Emiliania huxleyi CCMP1516
Lineage: Eukaryota; Haptophyta; Isochrysidales; Noelaerhabdaceae
Exons: 7
Coding region: 22-675 (217 amino acids)
Biological process (GO): photosynthesis, light harvesting in photosystem I; response to light stimulus
Cellular component (GO): membrane
Source: RefSeq, a predicted model, not a curated record
CAAGAGCCGAACAACCAAGAGAUGCUCGCCCUCUCCAGCACGGCAGCGCUCUCCUUCGCCGGCCCCGGCCUCGCGGGCGUCUCGUCGCGGGCGGGCGGCGCGGCGAUGGUGGCCAAGUCCAAGGCCAUCCCCUUCCUCGACGCGCCGCCGGCGCUCGAUGGCACCAUGGCCGGAGACAAGGGCUUUGACCCGCUGCUCCUCUCGAACGUGGUGCCCAUCCAGUGGGCGCGUGAGGCGGAGCUGAAGCACGCGCGGAUCUGCAUGCUCGCUGUCGUCGGCUGGGUGACUGUCGACCUGGGCUUCACUGUGCCGUACGCGCCGCAAGUGUCCUCGCUCGCCGCGCACGACGCUGCUGUCGACAAGGGCGUCUUCCUCGGCCUGCUGAUCCCGAUCGCGCUCGUCGAGGUGCUCGCCGGCAUCCCGAAGUGCUUCCAGAUCAUGAACGAGCCCGACGCCUCCCCCGGCGGAGACUACAAGUUUGACCCUCUCGGCAUCGGGGCCUCCGCCGAGAUGCAGGAGAAGGAGAUCUCCAACGGCCGCCUCGCCAUGCUCGCCUUCUCCGGGAUCGUCACGCAAGCCGCGCUGACACAGGGCCCCUUCCCGUAUACGUACAACGGCGUCGAGGACCUCGUCCCGCCGAUGCAGUCCGUGCAGGGCGCUCUUAGCAUCCUGUGAGCAUCGGACUUCAGAGAUGCUGAGCGCCGGUGUCGCUGCCGCGGACAAAUGUGGCCGCGGUCUGUCGCCCCAACCUUUGCGUGCGCAUACGCUGGCGAUCUUUAGUCGUUGGUGGGUAGUGUCCACUCUCGGUCCUGCGAUUGUCUCCUUUGGCUCUAAACAAACCCGGUUUUCGA